GUUCGUCUGAAGAGGCACGAAAGCUCCAGAACCGACUCUCCUUGCUGUACAGAGGGUGUGUGAUUUAACGCAAAAAGUGAAAUCUCUGACAUAUCAUAAGGCGUUUACAGGCCCUAUGCAAUUGGCACCGGCUUGUACGGUCAUUUAGGCAGUUGAAGUUUUUAUCAAAUAUUUGAUUCUUAUUUCAGUGACCAUUUUUAAUUGCAUUUUACAUUAAAAUCGCACCAGAAUGAAUUUUUCUUGGGCAGUGUGUCGCUGUUUUUUCUACAAGAAUAUUUUUAUUCCUGAACUUGGACAUGUCGAAUUUCACGGACGGCAACAGUUUGUCAAGACAUAUCUUGAGGGUUUGCGGAAACUUGACGCAGAAAAUGUUAUCGCUGACAUUGAAGCAGAAAUAAACCGAAGAAGAAAUAUAAACGGAAUCACAUAUCAGAAUUAUCUUGUAAUUAAAGAAAAAUAUAAACCCUUAAACUCUCAGCUUUUCAACAAGGAAACCCUGUUUUCACUUCCACCAACCAUUCAAGGUGUGACUGAAUGUAUUGAUGGAGUGUUUAAUUUUCCACUGAUGUCCCUGGAUCAGUGUGGUCUGCUAGUAGAGGAGAUAAAACAUUUCAAACAAGCAAAUCUACCACAUCAGAGACCGAACUCAAUGAAUAAGAAUGGAAUACUGUUUACGGAGAUAGGACUAGACGAUCUAAUCCGAUCCAUCGUAGAUGCAGUUCAACCUUUGUCUCAGGAGAAGUUUCCUGCGCUUGUGGGAUCCACAGGGUUCGAUUCUUUUAAAGCCUUUACUGUAGAGUAUGCUACCGAGGCAUCAGCUGAUCAGGAUUUAGCUACGCAUUUUGAUAACGCCGAGGUGACGCUUAACAUCCCACUGUUUACGGAGGACCAGGAGGGGAAUGAACUCAUAUUCCAAACUAAGAGAGGAUUUAGACCUCAGGAAAUGGAGAUCGGACGAGCUAUUCUCCAUGCAGGUAGUCAGCAACACGGUGUUCUACCCAUAACCUCAGGAUCGCGAUGCAAUCUAAUAAUCUGGAUGCGCUCUUCUGAAAUUCGAAACAGGGAGUGUCCAAUGUGCAAGCAAUCUCCAGACUUAGAAGAGGUUGAGUUUGGGAAAGGAGACGGUUUCAAGAUCUGGAAAGGAGAAACCAAAUGCGCAAGGGUCGGAACAAAGUCUAUGUAGGUGGUCGAAAUCUGAAAAUCUGCGGCAAACAAAAUACAUUGAACAUUAGUGGGACAUGAAGAACUUAUAGGAUUAGUUUGCCAACACGAAAUCAAAGGAAAAGUUGGCCAAGAAAACCCAAAAGAUCAGUUGGCCAAAAGGAACCCAAAGGAUAAGUUGGACAACAGUAAAACCAAAGGAUUAGUAGCAACUAGCCAACAUGUGCCCAAAGGAUUAGUUCGCCAAUAGAAAACCCAAAGGACUAGUUCGUCAAAAGGAACCUGAAUGGAAAUUGGGCCAACGGGCGGGAAUUCAAUGGAAUAGUAAACUAACGACUAACUAAGACAAACAAGAACCCAAAGAAUGAAUUGGCAAACAUGAACCUAAAGGAUUAGUUGGGCAACAGUGAAAUCCCACAGGAUACCCAAAAGAUGAAUUGACCAAGAAAAAUCCCAAAGGAUAAGUUGGCAAAAAAGAACAAAAAGAAUAUCAUUAGAAACAGAUACUUUACUUCAGGUCUGAUUGGGAUUUUACUUCAGGUCUGAUUGGGAUUUAAAUGUGUUAAAAGGGUGUCCCUACAAGAUUUGAUUUGAUUUGUCCAAGGAGAACCAGAAAGAUCAGUUGGCCAACAGAAAUCAAGCCCAAGCAUUCUGUUGGCCAUUAGGAAGCCCAAAGGAUAAAUUGGCCAAGAAGAACAAAAAGAAUAUCAUCAGAAACGCGAAGUUUUAAGAAUUAAAACCAGUGCAGUGGCUUGACUGUUUGUGAACAACAUUUUUUAAAAUUUUGGAUGAUUUUUUAAAAUUUAUAUUUUCAGA
Molecule: messenger RNA, 1977 nt
Organism: Eurytemora carolleeae
Lineage: Eukaryota; Metazoa; Arthropoda; Copepoda; Calanoida; Temoridae
Product: 2-oxoglutarate and iron-dependent oxygenase domain-containing protein 2
Exons: 10
Coding region: 230-1183 (317 amino acids)
Molecular function (GO): oxidoreductase activity, acting on paired donors, with incorporation or reduction of molecular oxygen; L-ascorbic acid binding; iron ion binding
Source: RefSeq, a predicted model, not a curated record